Pomacea canaliculata is the source of this 1584-nucleotide messenger RNA. RefSeq names its product G kinase-anchoring protein 1-like. Lineage: Eukaryota; Metazoa; Mollusca; Gastropoda; Architaenioglossa; Ampullariidae. The transcript is spliced from 10 exons. The record is from RefSeq and is a predicted model, not a curated record. Gene Ontology annotation, cellular component: Golgi apparatus. Gene Ontology annotation, biological process: signal transduction. Bases 46 to 1047 code for a protein of 333 amino acids.
CCCUUUGCACGGCGUCCUUUGAGCUUUAUCUCCCUUGUGUGCAACAUGGCUAGCAUUUCGAAGUCGCGGUUUUCAGUUCUUCGAAUUGAAGAUGAUGAAGAGGAAGUGAGCACAGCUGACGGAAAUGCAGGAAAUAAAAACCACUCGAAUUCCUCGGCAGCAAAGAAGAAGAAGAAAAAGAAAAAAAAGGAUGAUGAGGAUCUUCGCAACUUGGCCUUUGGCAGGCAGACAGGUAGAAUCCAUAAGAAUUCUGGAAGUGAACAGCAACGUGGCAAACCAAGAGAAGGCGAAGGGUGGGAUGAGUGGAAACUGCGUGACACUGAGGCUGUGCAAGACAUGUUUGAGAAAGAUAUGCAGCAGGCUAUCCUUGAGAGCAAGAUGGCGUUUGAACAGCAACAACAGCAUCAGGGCAAGAAAACAACAGAGGACCAGGAAAAAACAAAUGCACCUGUAAACGACAACAAAAGUGGUAAACAGAAGAAGAAAAAGAAGACUGGCAAACCACAGACAAUGAGUUUAGAAGAGUUCAAGCAAAUGCCUGCAGAAGUUGCCCAAAACAGUGAUGAUGAGGAGGUAACUGCAGAUCCUGCUCCACCACCGGUACACACGCGAUUACCCUUGGUCAACCAGGAUCCUCACUACUUUGAGAACUUGAAGACUGAUGCAGAAAAGAUAGUACAAAAAGAACGCAUACAUGAGGAGUACAAAAAACAAUAUGCUCAAGAAUCUCUGAUGAGUUCCAAAUAUCGUGAGCUGCUAGAGAAAAAGGAUGGAGAGAUAGCAGAACUGCAAACACGUUUGAAAGACCUAGAGGAAGAACUUAAACAAGUGAAAAAGAGAAACAAACAGCUGUGUUUUAUUCUUGCACAAGGAGAGAUGAAAGACAAAGCACAGGUGCUUAUGCAAGUGGAAGAGUUAACUGCAGUCAAGGAUGAGUUGACAGAACAGGUUUCAAGACUUACAGCAGAUCUAGAAAAAGAGAGAUCCAAAGUGCAUGCUCUAAAACUGGAAAACGACAAGCUGAAGGGUAAACAUGGAAACAAAUAAGCAAACUUUGGACAUGGCCUUGGAAUAUUCUAAACACCUUGACUGUCUGCAUCAGACUUGGAGGAAAGCUUAACCUGUAAAAAUAUUUCAUUAGAUAUAUGUGCCCAGGGUUUUAAUUUUAGCACUGGCAGCUUUAGGAAGUUGCACAAGAGGAGUACCAGCAGUUGCUUGUGUUGAAAGAUCACUAAUACUUCUAAUGCACUUUGUGGGUGGGGUCGGGGGAAUCAUUUCUAAUAUAGUUUUAUAAAAUAUUUAUUUUUAUAGUUUCAAGCCUUUUAAGUAAAGUUGCUGAUGCGGGAAAUACUCCAUGUUGGCGGUUCUAUGCAAGAAAAUAAAAUAUGUUCACCUUAUUCCCAUCAUUUUAAUACAGUGCCCCUGGGAUAGUUACUUUGUGGUAUUGUGCUAUUGCAUUCAAGGGCAAAUAUCAUCUGUCAGCUGUGGUUAAUGGUCGAAGCCAGCAUAUUAAUAUUAUGACCCUUCUUGGAGACAUGAAUGCUAGAAGCCAGAAGACAAAUAAAAAACAUUCCACAACAGUGA